CUCUCUCUCUCUCUCUCUCUCUCUCUCUCUCUCAGAUAUAAAACACUGCAUUGCAAGUUUGCAACAUAGAUUUUUCACAAACCCAGAGAGAGUUGGGAUGUCUCAGUUCUUCUGCUUCGAGCUCGAAGUCGAAACCGAUAACAUUUCAUGAUCACAUCAACAUUGGAGCUGUGAAGCCAAUUGUGAACAGAAACAAGAGGGAGGUCCGGGCUCAAAACGAUGCCGUUGAAUAUAGUGAAUAAGGGUGAUGGAUUUCCCCGAAUCAUACUCACCGAGCCAACUGGUUCUUCAGCAGAGGUGCUUCUGUAUGGAGGGCAGGUUGUUUCGUGGAAGAACGAAAGACGCGAAGAAUUGCUCUUUAUGAGUAGCAAAGCUACUGGGAAACCGCCUAAAGCGAUCAGGGGAGGCAUACCCGUCUGCUUUCCGCAGUUCGGAAAUUUUGGUUCGCUGGAGCAGCAUGGAUUUGCAAAGAACAGAUUGUGGUCUGUUGAUAGUGACCCUUCGCCUUUGGCUCCAACUAACAAUCAGACGUCAGUGGAUUUGAUCUUGAAGUCUACAGAAGAGGAUCUAAAGACCUGGCCGCGCAGCUUUGAGCUCCGGCUUCGUGUUUCUCUCAAUGCUGGCAAGCUCACUUUGAUUCCCCGUGUUAGGAAUACGGAUAGCAAGACCUUCUCCUUUACAUUUGCCCUGAUUAACUACUUAUAUGUAUCAGAUAUCAGUGAAGUGCGUGUGGAGGGCCUGGAGACACUUGAUUAUCUCGACAAUCUGAUGCGCAGAGAAAGGUUCACAGAGCAGGCAGAUGCUAUCACCUUUGAUGAAGAGGUCAACCGAGUGUAUUUGGGCACGCCGACAAAGAUAGCCAUGAUAGACCACGAGAGGAAGAGAACCUUUGUUAUGCGGAAGGAUGGCAUGCCGGAUGCAGAAAAUCGUGUGAUCUGCAGUUGUGUGGAACCCUUGGGACAAAAAGGCCAAGACCAUCCCUGAUUUGGGAGAUGAGGACUACAAAACCAUGUUAUGUGUAGAUUCUGCGGCCAUUGAAACCCCAAUUUUCUUGAAGCCUUCCGAAGAGUGGAAGGGCCGUCAAGAACUCUCUACCGUGUCAUCAAGCUAUUGCAGUGGGCAGUUGGAUCCUCGCAUGGUUCUUCAUGGCCUUUACUGACCAACCAGUGGCGUAAACGGAGGUCUUGUUGUAAUUUAAGUCCCCUUAUUUGAUGUACCUGAGACAUCCUCUCGUUGUUCAUGUAUUGUCCUUGUUGUGGUACUUAGGAUUUUCCUGAAGCGAAACAACGUUAGCUGCGUGUAAAAUGUGGGAAUAACAUUUGCAGGAUUGCACUGUCACAUAUCGGCAACAGAAUACAUGUUCGGUAUUUGAAUGUUGUUUAGUGAAUGUGUUUCAUGAUGCCA
Malus domestica (apple) is the source of this 1404-nucleotide messenger RNA. Its product is annotated as putative glucose-6-phosphate 1-epimerase. NCBI's taxonomy places the organism in Eukaryota, Viridiplantae, Streptophyta, Magnoliopsida, Rosales, Rosaceae. Gene Ontology annotation, molecular function: carbohydrate binding; glucose-6-phosphate 1-epimerase activity. Gene Ontology annotation, biological process: carbohydrate metabolic process. Gene Ontology annotation, cellular component: cytoplasm. The record is from RefSeq and is a predicted model, not a curated record.